AUGGAGAAGACUACUCUCUGUGAAAAGGAAGUGAUGCGGAAGUACUAUGGUCAACAAGAGCGCGUGCGCAAGAGAAUGAAUUUCGAAGCGUCGCUCAUUUCCUAUAUUUUGGCAUUAAUCACCGAUGAUGUUGAGCUUGAGAUCUGCCAACCUCACACAUAUGCCACAAAAACCGUGCCCUUUGUGAAUAUCAAAACGUUGACAAUUGAUGGUGAUCAACUCGACUUUCAAAAAUUUCUAUUUGAUCAUUUAGAGGAGCGAGCGUUGUAUGACAAGAAAGAAGGAGUUAUAGAAAAAACAGUGACUCGAAGAACACAGACACGAAGAAGAAAAGACACAAUUUAUUUUUUCGAAGACAUUCUUUUUGAAAAAAGGAAGUGCAUAAUACAAAGAAUCAAUUCAACAACGUUUGUUGUGCAACUUACAAAUGAUAACUUCCCAAUUGUAAUCGCGACUAAGCAAGACAUUCUUGUUUUUGGCUCAAAAAUUGCUUAUGCAAUCAACCAAAAAGUGAAAAAAGAAAAGAUUUACAAAAUUGCAAAGGGUGAAUUGGGAGAAUUUAUAUAA
Molecule: messenger RNA, 567 nt
Organism: Entamoeba invadens IP1
Lineage: Eukaryota; Evosea; Mastigamoebida; Endamoebidae
Exons: 1
Coding region: 1-567 (188 amino acids)
Source: RefSeq, a predicted model, not a curated record